Messenger RNA from Phanerochaete carnosa HHB-10118-sp, 1472 nucleotides. RefSeq lists its product as uncharacterized. The transcript has 7 exons. Gene Ontology annotation, molecular function: DNA binding. The record is from RefSeq and is a predicted model, not a curated record. Bases 8 to 1270 code for a protein of 420 amino acids. Gene Ontology annotation, biological process: nucleolar large rRNA transcription by RNA polymerase I; RNA polymerase I preinitiation complex assembly; transcription elongation by RNA polymerase I. Lineage: Eukaryota; Fungi; Basidiomycota; Agaricomycetes; Polyporales; Phanerochaetaceae. Gene Ontology annotation, cellular component: RNA polymerase I complex.
CAGGGUCAUGGCCUCGUCGACUUUGAAAAAGCGCAAGAGGGGUUUAGGCGAGUCUGAGGACGUUGCUAUACAGAUAUCAGGACAACAGGAGAAGAUUGGGCCCGUCCUCGCCAGUUUCCCUGCAUUGCAGCCUCCAAAAUCCACCUCAUUCCGCCUCUACACAAAAAAGGACCAAUCAGGUGUGCCCAGCUCGAACGACGCUACCCUCGUCGGCGAGACAGACACAGUCGAAUUCGUGUCCUCGCCCGAAUCUGAACAGGCUGCCGCGGGCUGCAGCUACCUAGUCGGUGUUUACAACAAGCGGACCAAGACGACCGUACUUCGAUCGGCCCCUCUGCACAUUCUAGCGCGCAAUGUCAAGGCCCUGAAGAACCUGAAACCGAUGGAAGUAUCUGUGGACGAGCGCAUAAAGCUUCGGAAUACUCUGGGCGAAACGUUUGGUACGAAGAAGGCCAAGGCCGCCAUUCGCGCUCACGAGCGAAACCGUGUGGACAUCGACGCCAUGCGGGGUGUUGCUAGUCACUUGCAAGAAGACAUUCAAGAGAACACGGAGAGUCUCCCGACACAGGAGGAAGCCAAGGCAGCAGCGGACAGCAGUAGGCUCAUUCCGCCGUACAAUGCUGAUGCCCAGCGGCCGGAUGACGUUUACAAGCUACACGACAUCAUACCUGAAGCGGAGUUUAAUGCUGUCCAAAUUAACAACCUAAAGGGCAUGAGCAGCAACAACGAGCGGGUGACUGCUCUCCCAUACACUCGCUCAAACUGGGUCAACCAGCACAUGUCCCUCUUAUUCAGCACACCGAAGCCCAACAAGAUCGAACUGAAAAUCCUAUUUUACAUCUCCAUUAUGUUGGCGUUCCGUGCUGCAUCACGUGUCGUCAGCGAUAAGCAGGUGCUACAGGAACGCCUGAAAGUUGUUCCCAGCAUUGUACUGGACGGUCUGCUAUCGCGUUUCACGGAGUCGUCGAGAGACACGAACCAAGCAAAAAUCACUCCGGCGAUGGAGACUAUGCUUUUGGCGCACAUGUUUGCGCUUUGCUUGCGCGUUGACGACUACGCUACAGACACAACAUUGAUUGCGAGAGAUUUGAGCAUGUCUGCUGCAAAAGUGAACCCUCUAUUCAAGUCCCUUGGUUGCAAGAUCGAGACGUUGACCGCCCAAGAACUCAAGCGUCUCGGUCUCCCAGACUCCGCGGCGACAACAAAGAGGGCGCUGCUCAAGGUGCCGCUGGAUUUCCCCAAGCCCCGCGUCAAGCGCACCCGCCGGUAACAGCCUCGACGCUGCGGUCUGCCCGCGCACUUGCAAUACGUAUAUGCCAUCAUCGGAUCAUUUUCAGUCCACUGGGGCGUGGGCUUGGCGUGAGGAGUGGUCGGUCGGCUUCACAGAAGUACACUUGACUGUACUGGUUUCAUGACCCGACUGUAUGGUCUAACUCAAUGUGCUAGCACGUUGCUGUUCAGCAUCACUCCUC